Molecule: messenger RNA, 2551 nt
Organism: Sphaeramia orbicularis (orbiculate cardinalfish)
Lineage: Eukaryota; Metazoa; Chordata; Actinopteri; Kurtiformes; Apogonidae
Gene: cth
Product: cystathionase (cystathionine gamma-lyase)
Exons: 12
Coding region: 67-1299 (410 amino acids)
Biological process (GO): transsulfuration
Cellular component (GO): cytoplasm
Molecular function (GO): pyridoxal phosphate binding; cystathionine gamma-lyase activity
Source: RefSeq, a predicted model, not a curated record
GUCACAGAGCAGACUGCGGGUCCGUUCACUGGAGGUCCGAACGCACAGACGGAAGUAGAACCAACCAUGGAACAAAAGACGCGCUCUGAGGCGGACCGCACUGACCUGUUCGCCGGUUUUCGGACCGUGUUCAAGUCGUUCGCCACGGACGCCAUUCACGUGGGUCAGGAACCGGAACAGUGGAAGUCCAUGGCCGUGGUUCCGCCGAUCUCACUGUCCACCACAUUCAAGCAGGACGGGCCCGGGAAGCAUGCCGGGUUUGAGUACAGCCGGAGUGGAAACCCUACAAGAAACUGUUUAGAGAAAGCUGUGGCAGCUCUGGAUGGAGCCAAGUACUGCCUUGCUCUCGCCUCUGGACUGGCAGCCACAGUGACCAUCACUCACAUGCUUAAGGCCGGUGAUGGAAUCGUCUGCAUGGAUGACGUAUACGGAGGAACAAACCGCUACUUCCAAAGAAUUGCAGCUCAGGUUGGUCUGGAGGUGUCUUUUGCUGACUGCACAAAACCAGAGUGCCUUAAGGCUACGCUCAAGCCCAACACAAAACUGGUGUGGAUUGAGACGCCUACCAACCCCACGAUGAAGGUGGUUGACAUCCGGGCCUGUUCGGACAUAGUCCAUGAACACAACAAAGACAUCGUGGUGGUCGUGGACAACACCUUCAUGUCUUCCUAUUUCCAGCGUCCCUUGGCCCUCGGAGCAGAUAUCUGUAUGUACUCAGCCACGAAAUACAUGAACGGUCACAGUGACGUGGUCAUGGGUCUGGUCUCAGUCAACCGGGAUGAUCUGUAUGAGCGACUCAAAUUUCUGCAGAAUGCCCUGGGCGGUGUGCCGUCUCCGUUUGACUGCUACCUGUGCAACCGUGGCCUGAAGACGCUGCACCUGCGAAUGGAGAGACACUUCAAAAACGCUUUGGCCGCUGCCAAGUUUUUGGAGGCGGACCCUCGGGUGGAGCGUGUCAUCUUCCCAGGCCUGCCCUCUCACCCUCAACAUGAGCUGAUGAAGAGACAAUGCACUGGAUGUCCUGGAAUGAUCACCUUCUACAUUAAAGGGAAGUUGGAGCACGCCUCCGCUUUCCUCAAAGGCCUCAAAAUGUUUGCAGUAGCAGAGAGUCUGGGUGGUUAUGAAAGUUUAGCAGAACAUCCGGCGAUAAUGACCCAUGCAUCAGUGCCAGAGCAGGAGAGGAAGGCCCUGGGGAUCAGCGACACACUGAUCCGUCUGUCUGUGGGACUGGAGGACGAGGAGGACGUCAUCCAGGACCUGGACCAGGCCCUGGCGGCUGCACAUCCAAAGAAGAACUGAAAUGUCUUCAUGUCUCGUCCCGGAGGCUGAGGUCAGAUCAGUGGAAUUGGAAAUGAAGAACGGAGACAUUUGGUACCUCAGUUCAGUGAAUGAACAGCAAAGAGUCACCUAUCAGGGAACAAGUCUUCAAUUAAAGAGUUUUGAUAAUCUUUUUUGCAUAUUUUACUAGAGCAUCGGUUGUAAUUUAUCUUUUUUUUUUUUUUUUUUUUGAUUUGUUUUUUAUGUUUCUAUGUUUUGUUUUAAUUUAGUUUGGUUUGAAGGGCUUCAGUAAAGGCAAAUGAAACACUGUCCUAUUCACACAGCUGAAGUACUGCAGGAAAAAACAAAAAUAAUCACAACAUCAUCACUCAAUGUUCUGUAUUCUCGCUUUAAAUACUUACGCCGCAUUUUAGUUUAACGCACAGAAUCUGCAUUCCGGAUCGGAAAAAAAGUACUGAUCACUGAAUCGACAAAAGGUUUCGUCUGGAAACUGUAUCGACCAUUUGCCCCAUUGCCUUCUUCUAACAUAUGGAUGUACUGAGUCAUGCUCUUUCGAAUAUUCUGUAGACUACCGAAACUCAGGCUGAGUUUUUGGCGCCACCUGCUGUACAAAAGUCGGCAGUUUUCUGUCUCGGGGCCGUCGACAUCUGAUACUAUUUUAAGAAUAUAAUUAUACCGCAAAGAACACAUUGUACACUGUUCAAAUCUCAUGAACUGAAAUGGUUUUAUUUAGCUGCAAAAGCACAAGAAAAAAACCCCAAAAUAUGUGUAGAAGCCAAUAAUGUAAUAACGGCCGAUAACAUAAUGAAUUUGCUAAUUUUAUAAUGUAGUAAGCCAAUAAUGUAAUAUCUGGCCAACAAUGUAUUAAAAGUCCUGAACCGAUAACGAAAUAGUUUUUGGUCAAUAAUGUUAUAACUUAUUGACUGGUUGUUACGUUAUUGGCCGGGUUAAAAAAAUUCUUUGCAAAUGUAAUAACUGAGCCAAUAAUGUAAUAAGUUAAAACGUUAUCGGUUCAGGACUUUUAUUACGUUAUUGGCUUAUUACAUUUUAAAAAUGGCAAAUUAAUUACGCUAUCAGCUGUUAUUACGUUAUCAGUUAUUUCAUUAUUGGCUUCUGCAGUAUGGAUUAAAGGAUGGUCUGUUUGUCUGAGUCUGGAGAUUUUAAAGCCCGAAAAAGAAAAAGUUUCAAUGGUAUUAAAAAUGCAAAUUAAAAAAAAGUUAACUGUGAUAUUAAAAUAUGUGUUGCAAUUAAAAGUUCUUGUAAAAACUUGUUU